AUGAUUAAAGCACAGAAAAACUAUAAGCCGUUGGAAGUAGUCUUAGAGUGUCCACUAUUUGUCCACAAUGUUUAUAAUAAGUUCAAAGGACAGGUAUGUGACAACUGUUUGGCCAAAAGUAGUGGUUUGAAGAAAUGCGCGGUUUGUGGACACAUGUAUUAUUGCGACCGAAACUGUCAGCGAAACGAUUGGCGGGCCGGACAUCGGUAUGAGUGCCAGAUAUUCAAGAAUCACUACCAGAAACUGGUCGAUGUAAAGGAUUUGGCCACAACAUUGUUGCGAUUGUAUUUCAUAAGUAAAGCUGAUCCACAAAUUGUAUUCAAAAAAUACAACACUGUUGGCGGACAACAGCGAUGUUUCAACGAUUUGAUGUCACAUCAGGAAAACAUUGUCCAAGACUUUAGUCGAUUUAAUAAGAUUCAAGAAUUACAUCAUAUAAUCACCAGCUUAUGUGGUCUACAAAUAUCUAUCAAUGAUUUAAUUGAUUUCUAUGGCAAAUAUGUUAUCAAUUCAUUUUCAACUUGUUUUACUGAUUUUAUCCAUCUAUCGGAUCAAACAUUUGGUAGCGGUUUAUUCAUUGGUGCGUCCGUUUUGAACCACUCGUGUGCACCCAAUGUCUCUUUCCAUUCAAUUGGCAAUAAACUGAUGAUAAUAUCAAAACGAUUUAUUACUUCCGGUGAAGAGCUAACUGUUAGUUAUAUCGAUCAUAAUUUGCCAAUUGAUACCAGAAGUAUGCUAUUAAAAAAUUAUUACUAUUUUGAUUGUCACUGUCGUAGAUGUAUUGAUGGCGUUAAUGACAGUCAUGAUAAUGAUGACAAAAAUUUAGCAAAUUAUUUUAUGAAACAAUUAACUGAUUCAAUUUUGAAGUGA
Messenger RNA from Oppia nitens, 870 nucleotides. RefSeq names its product histone-lysine N-methyltransferase SMYD3-like. Gene Ontology annotation, molecular function: protein binding. The transcript has a single exon. Gene Ontology annotation, cellular component: nucleus. NCBI's taxonomy places the organism in Eukaryota, Metazoa, Arthropoda, Arachnida, Sarcoptiformes, Oppiidae. The coding region runs from base 1 to 870 and encodes 289 amino acids. The record is from RefSeq and is a predicted model, not a curated record.